Messenger RNA from Manduca sexta (tobacco hornworm), 5439 nucleotides. RefSeq names its product histone deacetylase HDAC1 (gene HDAC1). The coding region runs from base 118 to 1602 and encodes 494 amino acids. Gene Ontology annotation, molecular function: histone deacetylase activity. The record is from RefSeq and is a predicted model, not a curated record. NCBI's taxonomy places the organism in Eukaryota, Metazoa, Arthropoda, Insecta, Lepidoptera, Sphingidae. The transcript is spliced from 11 exons.
UACCAUUCAUUCACUCGUUCUACAAGAAGUUUGUGUGCGGUGGAUUUUGUUUCAUGAAAAAUAUAUUUAAAUAGUGAUUGUGUACCAAGUAACACGAAAUAAUUCAUAAUAACUAUAAUGGCAAUGCAACCUCAUAGUAAGAAGAGAGUGUGUUACUAUUAUGACAGUGAUAUCGGCAACUACUACUAUGGACAGGGUCAUCCUAUGAAACCACAUCGUAUACGUAUGACGCACAAUUUAUUAUUAAAUUAUGGAUUAUACAGGAAAAUGGAAAUUUAUAGGCCUCACAAAGCAACAGCUGAUGAAAUGACUAAGUUCCACUCAGAUGACUACAUUAGGUUCCUGAGAUCCAUUCGACCUGAUAAUAUGUCAGAAUACAACAAGCAGAUGCAGAGAUUCAAUGUGGGUGAAGACUGUCCAGUUUUUGAUGGUCUCUAUGAGUUCUGCCAGCUGUCUGCUGGGGGCUCAGUGGCUGCAGCUGUCAAAUUAAACAAACAGGCCUCAGAAAUUUGCAUCAAUUGGGGUGGUGGUCUCCACCACGCCAAGAAAUCUGAAGCAUCUGGGUUCUGCUAUGUGAAUGACAUUGUACUGGGAAUAUUGGAACUCCUGAAAUAUCACCAGAGAGUGCUAUACAUUGAUAUAGAUGUACACCAUGGUGAUGGUGUGGAGGAAGCUUUCUACACAACGGACAGGGUAAUGACGGUGUCCUUCCACAAAUAUGGAGAAUAUUUCCCUGGAACAGGUGAUUUGCGCGAUAUCGGCGCGGGUAAGGGCAAAUAUUACGCGGUGAACAUACCGCUGCGUGACGGGAUGGACGAUGAGUCUUACGAGUCCAUCUUCGUCCCCAUCAUAUCCAAGGUCAUGGAGACGUUCCAGCCAAGCGCCGUAGUGUUACAAUGUGGUGCUGAUUCUCUUACAGGUGACCGCCUUGGCUGUUUCAAUUUGACUGUUCGCGGCCACGGAAGAUGCGUAGAGCUCGUAAAGAGAUUUGGCCUCCCAUUCCUCUUAGUCGGCGGUGGAGGAUACACCAUUCGUAACGUGUCACGCUGUUGGACAUACGAAACCUCAGUAGCACUCGGCGUUGAAAUAGCCAAUGAGCUACCAUACAACGAUUACUUUGAAUAUUUCGGACCUGAUUUCAAACUACACAUAUCACCAAGCAAUAUGUCUAAUCAAAACACGCCGGAAUAUUUAGAGAAGAUAAAGAACAGACUAUUUGAGAAUUUGCGUAUGCUACCGCAUGCGCCGGGGGUACAGGUACAAGCGAUCCCAGAAGACGCCGUGAAUGAUGAAACUGAUGAAGAAGAUAGGAUAGAUAAGGAUGAAAGAUUGCCUCAAAGUGACAAAGACAAGCGCAUCACGGGCGACGGCGAGCUGUCGGACUCGGAGGACGAGGGCACGGGCGGGCGGCGCGACUCGCGCUCGUUCCGCGCCGCGCCGCCCGCGCACCCGCGCAAGCGCCCGCGCCUCGACAAGGACGCCGCGCACACCGCGCACGCCAACCUCAACAAGGACGACGCCAAACUGGAUGACACAAAGGAUGACGCCAAAAACUUGAGCAAUGUUGAGGAACCAAAGAAAGAAUUACCUACGAAUCCCUGAUGCGCGCGUUAGCGGGCACACCCUGUACAGUGGCAUCGUUCCAAAUAUCUGUGAAUCACAAAAGACACGUGACAGAGUGACACUGACUAUCGUACUUUUGUGUGGCGUAACGAGAAGUUCGGUGAUGUAUAUUAAUGUAUUCCUUGUUACUGGUGUAGAUAAAACUAGUAGUUUGGACUUGAUGAUAGAAUUCUAUUUUAUCAAUUUAAUAUUAACUGCUAUCGACAUUCAUACUGUUGAUAAUGUGGAAGCUCACUUACAUUACAUCCAUAUUAAAAUCAUCCAAAAUUUCCGAGUGUUGCUCAUUUCACAUUAAGAUAUAGAUUUUGUAUUGUGGGUAUAAAAAACAAAGGACUUGUUGUGCGACAAGCCUCGGUACAAUAUAUUAUGGAAGUUUUGUACCACGGCACGGCGCCACGACAGCUGUCAAAAUGUUGUGAAAAAAUAAUGUCAAAUCACUAACCCGUUUACGAUACUUUGACCAUUGGAUCUCAGAUUCAGUUUUUUAAUAUCCUAACAUAAUUUGUUUAUUGUACUAUGUUGACAGAUUUAUGCGUGGUCUUAAUAUGUAGUUAUUAAAAUAUUAGGGAAUGAUUAUAUUCAACUACUAUUUAUAAUGUUCCAACAUUUAUAAUAAAAAAAAACAUUUACUCACGAAAUAAACUAUUUUUAGGUGUUUUGUGUUAUAACAACCUUGACACAACUUAGGAAUUUAUUGAUUUUGUAAAACAAAGCUACUACAUUCGCGUUGUAAUAUUGAAAAAUCAUUUGAAACAAUCCACAAUAGGUAAAUAAAAUAAUAUUGCUUUAAGGAAUUGUAUGAUCUGAAAUGACAGGAUUUAAUUUUUUUUGACAGUUUUAAAUUGAUUUCUAUAUUUAGAAAAAAACAUUUUGUUGUAACUCUUAAUUUUCCACAUGUCAUACAAUUUUCUGUUAUCAUUAAUUUAAUAAAUAAUGUCAUGGAACUGUUUGAUCUAAUUUUUUAUUUUAUUUUAUUAUUAUAGUAUUUACUUAUAUUGUUUUUAUUUAAUUGCCCAUAGAAUACUAUAUAGAUCACUAUCAAUAUGCAUUAAUAUAUCUAUGCAAUAUAAAUUAUUUCUAAAUGACUUCUAUUUUGGCAUUUAUCGUCAACAUAGUGCAAAAUAAAAUGUCAAGUUAAGUUAUAUAGAAUAAUAAGUGUUUUGUGUGUGAAUAUUGUGUGCGUCACAUAUAGGGCACAUUAUUUCGUCAAUUUCACAAAAUUGACACGUCGGGAUUAGUAUUUUUCUCGUUAUACUUUUAAUGAAGUAGAGAGUAGACAUUGACACAUUUUUUACAUGCUAAGUUAGGUAUGUAGAUUGGGAAUUUAUUUUUAAGACAUGCCCCAUAAUAUUAAGGUUUUAAUGCUUGCUUUGUAAAUACUUGACAACCAUUAAUUAGUUAUUAAAAUUUGUGAUUUGGAAGGAUUCUUAAAUUUAGACAGGAUAAAGGUAUUUAUUGAAUGCACAAAAUUGUAUAGAUUAUUCUCCUAAGGUCUGUGAUGACCAAUGCUACAUUUAGUGCAAGGUUAAAUGAUAAAUCAUGGUCAAGAUGAGACCCAUUUUUUAUUUACAGUUAGUUACUAUGCGUUCGUAAUUAUUUAAGAUAUCAAAGUUAGGAUAUAUAAAAAAGAAAUUUACAGCAUUGAACUUCAAUUGAACUUACAUUACUUUUCAAUUUACUGGAAUUGGUCUUUCUGUAAUGUAGUCAAACGUAUAGAUGGACCUUUUGGGAAUAGAUACCUUUUCUAGUACAUACGAAAAUGUGCGCGUAUCAUAGGACCAAACCAUCACACACCAUGUGGUGAGAAUAGGAACAUAAAAAUAAGUAGUGUUACACAAGUUUGCAAAAAUUUCACUGCCAAUGUAUGAUUUUAUGAUGCUUGAUUUUGCAUUGUGACGUCACACCACUUUGAUUGUAUUGGUCUACACUAUUGUUUGUGUUUUUGUGAAGGAGUUUUAAAUAUAUUAUGGAGCGUUUAGAAAGAUAAUAUCUUUUAGUAUGCUUUCAAACAAUUUUUGCCCGGAAGUUAAUUGAAGGAAGCUUAGCUCAGAUUUGACACUAUGUAUAAUGUAAUUUACAUAAAUUUAUAUAUCAUAGCUUUAUUCAAGCUCAAGCUAAUUUAUUAUAACUUCGUUGUUGCUGGAUGACUCACUUUAAAACUAUAUUAAAAUGUGUAUUAAUAACGUCAAUUUAGUUAACAUCCAAACAAUACUAUUAAUAUUUACUGGGUUCUAUUAAAACUAACAAAAACAAAGAACGCAAAGCCUUAAAGCAUAAAAAAAACAAAGCAAUAUUUUCUUGGCUCGCCCAUUUUAAGUAACCUCUUUAAUAUAUAGAAACUCGUCAUAUUCAUGUAAACCUAGCUUUAAGAGUUGCCACAAUGUUGCUUAAGGGAAGAACUGAAAUUGUAACGGUUAUUCAAAUGCGUGCGCCUAAAAAGGCAUUUAAGUCAUUUACAACCAUACACUCAAAAUUUAUUUAUUUAUAUUAUGUAGAUAAUAUGGUGGACGCCCUUUAAUGGUUGAUGUCUCAUCGUCUCCCAGUGACCGUCCUGAGCCGAGGUUCGUAACCCGUUAGUGGGUUGCCUUCAGCAUGGUCACUUCAUUUUCAAGACUUGCGAGCGCCUAAAGCGCUCAUCUAAAAGUCCGGUGUGUUUGUAUAAGCGCCGGUCACUAUCAGGCUAACAAAUGUUGUCAUGUUAAAAAAAAUGUUAAAUGGAUAUCAUAGACUGAUCCAUAAUAAAUUAGUUCCAUAUUUCCCUGUUAUAUGGUUACUGCUAUCGUUACUGAUUACCUAGUUUAGUACGAAUGGUUAGUAAAGACAGAUUACGUGAUACACUAGCCCAUUUAUUUAUAAGCUUUUUUAUUCAGUGUUAUAUUUCUUUUAAGUAGUAGAAUAUAAGAAAGACAAACUGAAUUUGUUAAGACGCUGACUGCAAGUGCAUCCAUCUCUUGUACCGCAACGACUAUGCGCACGCGCACGCCAAGCGUGAGUUACGGAAGACACAUUUAAAUAAGGAAUUACAGAAGUGAUUGCUUUAGGGUUUCAGUAAAAAAAUAAAAAAUAUUGUUUAUUAGAAAGAGAUGUACCAGUCAAUAGUUGUCUCCACUCUUGUAUAAAAUCUUAACUUGAUACAGUUUUUGGUAUUCCGAACAAACGUAAAACUAAAGAAACAUCUUUAUUAAUACAAUAUAUUUUUACGUGAUGAAAAAAAUAAUAAAUAUAUUCGUAUUUAAUAAUUACUUGUAGGAGCUAUCCCCUGAUUACAAUAUAGCUCAAGAUUAGUGAAUUUGCUUGUGAUGAUUAAUGACCAUACAAUACUGUUUUCUUGUUUCAGUUAUUUCAUUUGUAAUUCAAAAACUUGUAUAUAAAUAUAUACAGAUAAGAGUCCUAUGGUUUCUCUUUACCUUGAAUGUGAGUUAAUUUAUGACCUGCAAGUAUGCAUAAAAGUUGAUUUAUAUUGUUUAAAACCGUGUAUUCGAAAGCAAUAAUUACAAUAGCUGAAGCUUUAUAAUAAAGCUGAUGUUCCUUUUCAAAUUAUAAUUUUAUAUAAUUUAUGUUUCCUGUAACCCUUUGAGCAACACUAUAGUCUACUGCUGACAAUCAGUAGUGAUACAAUUUAAUACUAUACUGUUGAGCAAAGGUUUUUAAAUGCUCCAAGCUGUUCAUCCCCGUUUAUGAGGGUGAAUUUGAGGUGACACCAUCAGCUAUUAUUAUUGACUUAUAAAUUUGUGAAUGAAUUUUUAUAGUGUACGUAAAAUAGAAUAAGACUGUAAAUAUUUUUUUAUUGUUCAAUAUACAAAAAUGUGUCGUAAA